This is a messenger RNA of Cebus imitator (Panamanian white-faced capuchin), 1863 nucleotides long. It is a transcript of the gene C2CD4B, whose product is annotated as C2 calcium dependent domain containing 4B. The record is from RefSeq and is a predicted model, not a curated record. The transcript is spliced from 2 exons. Lineage: Eukaryota; Metazoa; Chordata; Mammalia; Primates; Cebidae. The coding region runs from base 431 to 1525 and encodes 364 amino acids.
AAACAUUUUCAGCAGUCAAUUUUUCCUUGGCAGGACGACAGGGCACCCUCUCUCUUCACCGGCAGCCUUUCCCAAGCCUUGUCUGGGGCUCCACGCACUCACUGUAAAUGCAGGUCAGAGCUGACCAAGAGGUGCCUGCUCCCGCGACAGCUUCGCGCAGACCUGAGCGCCCAGUACAGAGUCCCCAGCGUCGUGGGAGAGGGUGGCGGGAAGGCGGGCUGUGCAGCGCCUCCGGGGUUGGGCCGCGGCGGCAGGGCGGGACUCAGCCUAUGGCAUAAGAGGGGAGCGCCACUCUCCCGGCCGCAGUACUGAAGCUGGUGCCCCAGCAGCGGGCUAGGAGCCAUUGACACUGAGCUUGCAACCAGACCCGGGGACACUGAAGAGGGAAAGGCGCACUUCUUCCCGCCACUCCCAGUCCCAGCCUCCAAGGAUGCGGCUUCUCGAGAAACUCUGCUCCUCGGCCGCAGGCAGCUCGGCACCGGAGCCCGCCUUCGCCAUAGUGCUCACGCCGAAUCGCAUCCCCGAAUUCUGCAUUCCGCCGCGACUGCCGGCGCCUUGCGCGCUCGACUCUCCGCCCCGGGCCGCCAUCCUGCCCAGGCGCUGCGCCGCCGAACCCGACCUGUGGCCUCGCGCUACAGGCGAGGGCGCCGGCCACACGGACUGGGACCCGCGCUCGCAGGCCGCGCUGUCGCUCUCACAUCUGCCGCGUGUGCGCACCGCCUACGGCUUCUGCGCGCUGCUGGAGAGCCCGCACACGCGCCGCAAGGAGUCGCUCCUGCUCGGGGACCCGCCCGCGCCCCGGCCCCGGGCUCACACCUACGGCGGCGGCGGCGGCCCGGACGCCCCCCUGGGGACAAUGCGCGGCCCGCGAGCUCCGCUCCCGGCCACCCCGGCGGCCCCCGGUGGUCCCUGCCCGCCCCAGGACGCUCUCGCCCCGCGGCCCCGCGGCUGCCGCCUCCUGCGCGCCCCCAACAGGCUGCUGAGCCGCGCGCUGCGGGCGGGAAGGAGUCGCCGCCGGGCCCGCGCCCACUCCGUCUCCAGCGGGAACGAGGACGAGGAGCGCCGCGCAGGCUCCCAGUCCCCGGCCCAGGCCCCUUCCGCCAGCCCCCCGUCGGCCCGGGACCCGCUUCCCGAGCGCCUGGAGGCCGAGGGCACCGUGGCUCUGGGCCGCGCCGGCGACGCCCUGCGCCUGGCCGCCGAGUACUGUCCGGGAACCGGGCGCCUCCGCCUCCGGCUGCUCCGCGCCGAGGGCUUGGCCGGAGGCGCCCCCGUGCCCCGCGCGGUCCGCUGCCGCCUCAGCCUCGUGCUACGGCCGCCGGGCACCGCGCACCGGCAAUGCAGCGCCGUCGUGGGGCGCAGCCGCAAGGCCGCCUUGGACCAGGACUUCUGCUUCGACGGCCUCUCGGAGGACGAGGUGCGCCGCCUGACGGUUCGUGUCAAGGCUCGGGAGGAGGGCCGCGGCCGGGAGCGGGGCCGCCUGCUGGGCCAGGGCGAGCUGCCUCUGGGCGCCCUCCUGCUGCCCUGAGGGCCCGGCCUUCCCCCGGGCGCCCCCGACACUGACAGCCGUCUUGUACAAAAUAAACGUUAUUUAUUUUUCUAUUUAUGAAAUUGCUUUAUUGACGUUUUAGUUUCUCACUGUACACAUUUGUCAUCCUUUAUUGGUAGAGAAGAAAAAGACUCCUGCUCUAUUCACAGGACUCCCAUUCCUCUUUUCAGACCAUUUUUGCAUUCCAAGGAAAAAGGGGUUGGCGUGGGACUGGGAGAGAAAAGAAGUACACCCAUCUGCAUUGUUUUUCAUUCCUCUGGCUUUCUAUUAAUGUUAAACAGGUUUUUUUUCCAAAUAAAACAAGUUAUUCAUUCAGA